GAUUUCUUUGCAAUGACGUGAGAUGUGAUCGAAAACGACGUUCCAAAAAAAAAAAUCCCCAAAAGUAAGGCAAGUUUGGCCCCAUAUGUUCGGAGUUUGCUCAUGUGUGAUUUCACACCCCCGCGCAGUGGCGCAUGGAGACACUUGGCGACGCGUCAAAAGUCCAAUUUGGCGCAGCCCCUGUUAAAUAGCUGCGUCCGCUGCGUCACGACCCACAUUUGCAACCUCUUGAGGAGAGGGUUUGGGGGGGGAGACUCAAUAAGACUCGACUCGGCUCGGAUCGUAUCCCCAGGGUCAUUUUCGCUCUCGUUUAGCAAACAUGAACGCUCGCGGUGGAUUUAAUGUUUCGGACGCCAACCAGCCGUCCGACAUGUGGAGACCGUGGAUUCGAAACGACACGACGGCUUCCCUACUUGUGGCUCCUUUCGAUCCUGCCGCAACGCAACCCAAACCGGCUCUUUUCGUUCACCCCGUCAAGUUGUACUGGCCCAGAACCAAAUGCUUUGACUAUCUGUAUCGGGAAGCCGAGAUGCUCCUUCGGAACUACCCGGUCCAAGCCACCAUCUGCCCCUGUGAAGACUCUUCGUCCACUGAGGAGGACACGGAGGAAGAUGAUGAUGAUGAGGAUGAUGAUGACGAUAGUGAAGAUGAAGAGGAGCAAGUGACAGAGAUGCCCAAAGACCUCCAGUAAAGUUUCCAGUUAUGCGCAUAAUGGUUUAAUAUAUUUCCAAUUCCUAUUUAUUGCUGUAAAUAAUUGUAAAUAGAUCAUCUGUCAUUUUUUUAUACCACACACACCCCCAAAAAAAUGUCUAAAUUAUUUUGUCAACUACCUCUUUUUUUGUAUUUUGUGCACCCUGCAAUAAAAUACUUUCAAUGAACCACAA
This is a messenger RNA of Hippocampus zosterae (dwarf seahorse), 884 nucleotides long. Its product is annotated as protein ripply2-like. Gene Ontology annotation, cellular component: nucleus. The transcript has 3 exons. Bases 320 to 691 code for a protein of 123 amino acids. NCBI's taxonomy places the organism in Eukaryota, Metazoa, Chordata, Actinopteri, Syngnathiformes, Syngnathidae. Gene Ontology annotation, biological process: embryonic pattern specification; negative regulation of transcription by RNA polymerase II. The record is from RefSeq and is a predicted model, not a curated record.